Messenger RNA from Triticum aestivum (bread wheat), 749 nucleotides. RefSeq names its product light-regulated protein, chloroplastic. The record is from RefSeq and is a predicted model, not a curated record. The transcript has 3 exons. The coding region runs from base 100 to 504 and encodes 134 amino acids. NCBI's taxonomy places the organism in Eukaryota, Viridiplantae, Streptophyta, Magnoliopsida, Poales, Poaceae. Gene Ontology annotation, cellular component: chloroplast.
GCACUGCUUAGCCUGAUCGUCAGAGCUAACAGCAAAGCCGGAAGCACCACAACCUCGUAUUCUAGACUUGUAGAUAGAAAGGAUCAGAUUAACGGGAAGAUGAUGCAGGCCGCCGUUGCUUUGUCGGCCGUGCUGCCUGUCACGUUAACGGGCAGGCCGGCGGCGAGGAGAAGGAGCGCCGCCGUGGCCGCCGGCGGCAGAAGGCUUGUGGGUGCCGGCGUCCGUGCAUCGGCUGCGGCGGCGCCGGAGGCGGACUACAGCUCCAGCGUCUCGGUGUUCCCCAUGGAGGCCUGCGACCUGGUCGGCGGCGAGGCCUGCGACGCGCAGAUGUACCCGGAGACGAAGCUCGACGCUGGCGCCGGCGGCCCAGCUGCCGCGGCGAGGGCGCCGGAGGUGGAGAGGGAGUACCUAGCCUACGACGAGCCAAAAACGGUGUUCCCGGACGAGGCGUGCGACGAUCUUGGCGGCGAGUUCUGCGAGGCGCCCUACCAAACCACCAAGUAGCUACCUACUAGUAGCAGCAGUAUAUCCAUCAAGUUGGAACUUCUUUUUUUUUUUCGGGGUUAAAGGGAUUUCAUUGCUCAAACUGGAGGAAGCUCCUCCAAACAAAGUUGGAACUUCUUCUUAGCAGGGGACAGGGGUCGAUCGAUGUACAUCAUCAUGUGAAUAAUAAGCAAAAACAUGCUGCUACGCUGUCUGUACUGUGUUGCACAUAAACGAAAUGCAGUCAUCAAUUCGUCGUCGGAUUA